Molecule: messenger RNA, 15659 nt
Organism: Musca domestica (house fly)
Lineage: Eukaryota; Metazoa; Arthropoda; Insecta; Diptera; Muscidae
Gene: osp
Product: protein outspread
Exons: 14
Coding region: 2236-11427 (3063 amino acids)
Biological process (GO): actin filament organization
Cellular component (GO): actin cytoskeleton
Molecular function (GO): actin filament binding
Source: RefSeq, a predicted model, not a curated record
CAACUUUUCAAUUUAAAAAUUUAAUUCGACGCGAGCGCACGUAAAACCGCGUGAAUGCAUUUUAACGAAAAGAAGAAAAAAACCAAAACAAAAUAAAAAACCUUAAAGAAAAACGAGAAGUUGUGUUGUGUGUUACGUUUUCUGUCCGUUUGUUUUGUUUUUCGGUUUUUUAUUCUUGAAGACAACAAAUGUUGUCAACGACAGCAACAAAUAUCGGCCACGAAUGAGAAUUCAUUCUGUCCUUAAUUUCAAUUCAAUAUUUCAAACAAAAAAAUUUGAGAAAAAAAAUUUCGUCGUUUUGUGUUGUGUAUUUUUCUACCGUUUUGUUUGUUGUUGUGUGUAUUUUGAAUUGAAAUGAGAAAUAAAAUAAAAAUAAUGAAACAAAAGUGAAAUAAUAGCAGCAGCAACAACAACAACGACAACAAGAACCAAUAACAACGUGGGGUUUACUAAUCAUAAUAAAAUAGCAGCAGCAACAACAACAACCAGACACACAUGCAGCACAUCCCCAUAUAUUUGUAUGUAGGUAUGUCUGUCCGUCCGUACGUCGAUCAACGGUGUGUCUUGUCUUGAAUGUGUUUGAAUACUUUUGUAUGGAAAAAAAUGUGAAGUAAAUAAAACAAAACUAGAAAAAAAACAAAAAUUAAAUAAAUCAACAAUAACAACAACACCAAUUAUAACAACUUCAAGUGUAGUGUUGUGAGUAUUGAAUGGUUCUCGAGUUGUUAGUCUCUCAACCUCCGUUUUUGUGUUUAUUUUUAUAUUGUGGUGGGGUUUGUUUUGUGAAGCAAAAAAAUAUAUGAAAUAAAAGGAAUAAGAAACCCCCAAUAAAUUUGAAAUUCAUAAAGAAUAUGAAAAAAGAAAACAAACAACAAAUAACUACGUAUGCCACAAGGAAUCUGAUCCGGCAUAAAAAUGAAAACAACAAAACUAAGAAAUUGUGCAAACCCUACAAAAUUCUAUGAAGUUUUGAAAUGGAAUUCAUAGCUCCAUGGAUAUGAAGUGUGAAAAUAUGAAAAAGAAUUAACAGUGCAAGUGUUUGCUAAUAAUAGAAAAAUCCACGAAGAUAAUUGAUUUUUCAAAGAGAUUAAAAAAUAACCUAAUAAAAAUAAAAGAAAAAAAAAAAAAAAAACAAUGUAUUACUUAUAUUUGAAAUAAAACUAAAACAAGUGAAAAAAAAUCGAAAAACCUGGAUUGUGGGGACUACUUGAAAAAAAUAUUUUUUAAGAACUGGACCCCAAAAAUUGGAUUUAAAUACCUUAGGAUUUUUAUUGUGCCUCAUCGAAAAAAUGGUUACAGGCCCCACAUAGAGAAACAAAACAAAAAACUUAUAAAACAAAGCAAAGAAACCCAUAUAAACAAAUAAACUAAUUAUCAUUAAAUAGAAGUCAAUUGCUAUCAUCACAGAAACCUGAGUGAAUAAAAACCAACAACAGAAAAUUUCACGAUAAAAAUUAUUAAAAUAUCAGAUAACAGCAAAAAGUGUGCAAAAAAGAUAACAGCAAAAAUUUAAAUAAUCUGCAAAACAAAAAAAGAUAAAAAACAAAUUAUCAUAAACAGUUUAAAACAAACAAAGAAUACAAUUUGUGACAAAUUUCAAGUAACCGUUAAACCGAAUCAAACAAAGGUAGACAACAGAAUAAGAAAAAACCUGAAAAUAUUGCCUCUAACUGCCUGCAAAUACUGGCCAUUAAUAAUGGCUACCCAAAAAUCCAUGAUGUUGUAUAUCGGAGAUUAAAUAUUGGUGGGGUUCAAGAGCAGUGCCCAAAAAACAACCGAUCGACCCAGAGUGGUGGCCACCAAAAAAAAAAAAAAGAUUUGUUUUUGAAAAAUUAAUAAAAUUGAUUGUUUUGAAAACACAAAUGAACUAACAAGCAAGCCAGGCAAUUUUAAUAAAUUACAAAUCAAACAAAAAAACAAAAUCUGGUCGUAUUUUUCUGGAUUUCCUACCAAACCAGCCCAAACAGCCAGCCAUUUAAUUAAAAAACCAGAAGAAAAAAGAAAAAAAAAUAGUCAAGCGUCUACGAAAUAAAGUUAUUUAUUGUCUAAUUUCAAAACGUCGACAACAGCAACAGCGGUCCAAACCCAAAACAACAGCCUAAAAGCUUUACAAGCCAUCGACGACAACAACAGCAGCCGAAAUUGUUUGUAGCUUUUUUUUCAGUCUUCAUCUCUUGGAUACCAAACCCAAAUUCUGAAAAUACAAACGAAAAAUAAGCGACCGAAAUUCCAAACAUGUCGUCUACCAUGGCUGCCCCAGCUCCAACAUCAUCGACGUCGUCAUCAUCGCCGCCAACAGGGGUGACACGCACCUCGGAUUGUCGUAAAUUUUCACCAAAUAUCUUCAACAAAAGUAAAUGCAGUCAUUGUUUUCGUCAACGGGAAGAGCAUAGCGCUGCUGCCUUGGAAUGCAAUCGGCCGCCUCUGGUGAUAAUCAAACCCGCCUCCCGUAAAGUAUCGAAAUGUGGAUAUUUAUUUGUAGCACCAGAUUGGGAUUUUAGUAAUCCUCUUUAUAGAACAAAGAGAUGGCAAAGAAGGUGGUUCGUUCUCUAUGAUGAUGGUGAACUCACAUAUUCUGUGGAUGAACAUCCCGAAACCGUUCCACAGGCUUGCAUUGACAUGACCAAAGUUCUGGAGGUGACCACCGCCGAAGAUGUUACAGGUCAUAGCAAUUCCAUUGCCAUAACCGCACCAGAUCGUGUUACAUUCGUUAAAGGUACCUGCCCCGAAGAGUCCAAAUGGUGGCUAAAUAUUUUGGUGGCCUUCCCCAAGGCCAAGGGUCGUCACAAGCGUAAUGCCACAUUUCCGGGAGCACAGGCCACAACCACCAAUACCAGCAGCCUGUUACAAUCCAGCAAUUCGGAUGCCGUCAAUGCGGCAGCAGUUGCUGUGGCACGCAGUCGUCAUAACUCCUAUCACAAGGAUAUCUUGACGUCCACCCAGUCAACGGAUGUUUUGAGUGGAACUAACGUUUCAAAUAUGACAACAACAACAACAUCGACGUCAUCUAUGCUCAGCGAUGAAACGACGAAGAAGAAGAAGUCUAAGCAAUCGUCAGCAAUAAACGGUAAUACAAAAUUAUGGUCACAUAAUGAUGUUGUCGUUAAGACACCACCAACAACAACUAUGUCGAAUUCAAGUGGCAAUGCUCGUAAAAGCCCGGCCAACUCAUCAAAAAUCACUAAAAACUCCCGGCAAACAACAAACAUUAAAAACAAUCGUUGCAACAACAAUGGCAAUGUUGUAGCUUCUGUUACCGCUGAUGGGCGGCAGUACGAUGAAGUUGUUGCCAUCGAUGAUGAGGAAGAUGACGACGAGGAUGAGGAUGACGAAGAAGAUGAUGGCGUUGAGACCGGCGAGGAUGAUGAAGAGGAUGACGACGAUUUGGAAGAAGAGGAAAGUGGCCAUUCCACUGGCGAAGAAUGCAAUACCAAAAAGAAAAGCUCGGCAACCAACAACACCAACAAUGUUCAUGAUGAAAAUAAUCGCAAUGCUGUUAAUGAAAUUAAAAAUAGAGUUUCACCACCCUGCCUGCUUAUCGAAGAUAUAAGACGCGAUGAGAAAACCAUUAAGGAUUUGGCCAAUACCAUAACCAAUCUAAGUCAACAGCAAAAGAAUCGUUGGACCAGCACGGCCGUCAAUAAUGUCCUCAAUUCGCAUUUGCAUCAGAACAAUAACAACAACAAUAAUAAUAACAACAAAUUGGAUGAUAAAAAUUCACGAGAUGAACCCGAUUUCUAUAGGCCAACAACGAUCAGUAACAGCAACAAACAAUCCGGUGGCUCAGCUACAACUGCUGGCAGUGGUUGUAGUAUUGGUGGCGAUACAGCAAAUCAUUUGCGACCAAAAUCGUUACCAUUGGCUGCCAAUUCUACACCCGCCAUUGUAUCGGCAAUUGUUAAGAAAAUACCACCAGUAAUGGCAACAACAACGGCAAGCAACAAAUCUAGUCUACGCUAUCAUCAACAUCAUCAGCAACAACAGCAGCAGCAGCAGCAAACCUACCAAAGCCGCAAACAACACAAACAGGCCUUGGAACGAGGUGAUCCCGAUGGUGGCUGCAAUUUAGAUGAUCUUUCAUCCAACUAUUUGUCGAAAACAGUAGAAUUGCGUGUGAAUCCGGCAGUGCCGCCAUCCCAGGCCCAUGGAUCUUCUUCAGCUGCCUCAGCAGCGGCGGCGGCAGCAGCAGCCACGAAUACAACACCCAACAACACACCCUCAGCAUUGACCGAAUCACUGAACGCCAAGAAAGGUUGGCUAAUGAAACAAGAUAAUCGUACCGGUGACUGGACCAAGCAUUGGUUCACAUUGAGUGGUGCUGCUUUGUUCUAUUAUCGUGAUCCUGUUUCGGAGGAGCGUGGUGUCUUAGAUGGUGUACUGGAUGUUAAUAGUCUUACAAAUGUGGCCGAAGUCAAUGCCAAUAGAAAUUAUGCUUUCCAGUUAACAACAUGGGAUAAGCGGCGCCUAAUAUUGGCUAGUCUCUCACCAAAUUCUCGCAAUAGCUGGAUUGCAAUUCUAAGAAAUGCUGCAGGCUUACCCGGCGGCAAUGGUAUGGCAUCCAGCAAUGCCAGCACCAGUGUAACAAGCUCUCCCAUACAGAGCGGCAUGGGCAUGAAACAUUCGAGUAGUGGUGUACAGACGUUGGCGCCCAACGAUAAAGCCUCAACAAUAGCAGCAGCCGCAGCAACAGCCACAACAACUGAGCUGAUUAUCAAAGAUAAUACCAGUGAUGAUAUGAAAAGUGAAAUUGAAAAAGAUUUUAUCAAGGCCCAGCGGAUAAUGCAAAAAUAUUCCGGCGAGUCAAAUAGCAGACUAAAGAAGCUAACCAACGAAACUAGUCCCAAGGUGAUCAUCACCAAUGUCAGUAGUAGUUCAUCCAAGUCGUCAACCCAAAUUAGUCCACCAACUCCGCUAACACCAAAGACUGCUAUGCAUUUUUCUUCGGAUGAAGAGUAUCGUACCGCUUCGGAGGGUGGUAGGCGGGAUAGUAUUGGUGAUUGGGGCUCACCGCUGUCACCUUCCCCGCCCAGCACCCUAAAUAUGAUGAGAGCCAAAGAUAGAAUGCGUUCACGCACCACAACACCCUGUCCACGCAUGCAUAAGCGUAGCCGUUCAUCUCCUCCCUCCUCUAGGCGUAGCACUGUUGACAGUGUGGGCUCAGAUGAUUUACCCGUCAUCCACACCGUACAUGAGGAAAUCAAUUUAAAUGUGGACAAGGAAUUGCAGUUCCGUCUCAGUGUUGUGGAGAAGGAACGCGAUCUAUUACGCGAUGAAGCCAAAGAACGUGAGGCUCGCAUGUCCGAGCUACUCAACACCUUAGAGCGUACCGAGCAAGAGUUAAAUCAACGCAUACAGGAAAUGGAAGAGGUACGUGAAUGUUUGACCACCCAGCUGGAGGAUGCCAAGAGAAAUGCCUCUGAAAUCAUUGAAAGACUAACCGAUGAAUUGGAUGAAGGUCAAAGGAAAAUCAAAGAUCUCGAAGAUCGCUUGGCCCGAGGCAUUGAAGAAAACGAGAAUCUUUACAAGAGACUCCGAGAAAUGGAGAGCUGUAGUCCGGCAAGUUUCAUCAACCUGCAAAGGAGCAAAAUGAAACGCAUGGACUCGUUGAGUGACCUAACCCACAUUAAUGACAUUGAUCCAUAUGGCUUGGAGCGAGAUUCCCUGGCCGAAGAAUACAGUGAGUUGAAGGGACGCUUUGAGAAGGCUGUCAAUGAAAUUCGGGCCAUGAAACGGGAGCUGAAAGAAUCCCAGAAUCAAUACGAUUCUCUGGAGAUUUCCUAUGCUUCACUCAAACAGGAUUUGGAACGCAAAGAAAUCGAAGAUCAGUCUCAGCUACAAAUGAUGGCUGAUCGUAUACAGGAUCUUACACUGAAAUACAGCUCAUCGGAGAGACAAGUGCGAACGUUGAAACAAAAAUUAGCCAAGUCCGAACGUCGAAGAUCUUUGUCCCUGAAGGGCAAAGAACAGCUAACCGUUAGCAAAGAAUUGGAAAUAAAGUUAAAUGAUUUGGAAACCAAAAUGGAUGAAUUGGAAAAGAGUCAUCAUUUGGAUGUAAAACAACCGAUCAUGGAGAGUGCUCCCGCAGUGAGGCUGGCUGGAAAGAAAUCAUCUCGACGCCGUUCACUGGAAUCUUCGGCCUCAGAUUCUUUGCAAUUUUUGGUGCGGGUCAACGAUUUGGAAAAACGUUGUGAGGGAGUUAAUAGCUCACGCAGUUCCUCGUGUACCCCCACACCGAAUUCCAAUACACCCACACUUGAUUCGCCACCAUCACGAUCCUCACCGGCUGGCAGUAAUCUGCGCUUAUCCGAACAUUUACUCGAACGUCUAAGGUGUUUGGAAAGUGUCUUGGUGUCGAGCAAAGAUCGCCUGGAACAGGGUCUAAGUCAGUUACAAAAUUUACGUUCCUCCCGUAAUCGUCGUUCCGUUUCACCCAUUACCGAUCGCAAAGACUCCUAUCGUUUUGUCGAACGAUGCCUGCAGGAAGUUGUAAAACUUAUCCGAGAAUCAACCGAGACUUGUGUGCUGCAGGGAUCACAGACAGAUGUGGCCCAGCCUUCCGUUUACAUGUUACCCGAUUCUAGUCCCGUCAAGAAAGCUUUAACCCAAUUGGAAUCCCAAUUGCGCUCCAAACUGGCCGAGCUGUUGAAACAACGGCGCAUGCUCAGAGAACGCAAUGAACUGACUAAGCGCAAAGAUUUGGAGCUGCUGGCGGAACGUAUUGCCUUUGAAAGUGUUUGCUUUGGUAAGCUCAGAGACUCUGUAGAGCGGGCGGAAAAUCCGGAAUUGUUCAGUGAACGCCAGACCCGGGCCGAAGUGGCGGAAACGUCGCAUUUAAUGUCCUUGCUCAAAGCCAAGCUGCAAGGCAAGUGCACGGUGAAAACCAGUGGCAGUUUGGAUAUUCUGGCUGGCGUUUUAGCUCGCCGAUUACUGCUCUCCAGCUAUCAGAAAACCCAUGGCUCGGCGGCUCCACAAAAUGUGAAAUUAUCCAUGGAACCGGUAGAUCAAAACAUGCUGGAUGAUUUAAUGCGCCAGCAGAGUGAAAUCAAUGUCAUUGCCAAGCGUUACAAGAACAAUGCCAUGGAAAAUUUGGCCACUAGUCUGGCGGCGGAAACCCUAAGCUACAUAUCAACCAAUGACCUGGUACAAGGAGCUGUCCAAGAGGCUUGGCGCCAGGCCCAGGAAACCGUCAAUGCCGAAUUGGUGCAAUCGGAAAUCGCCCACAUUAUGAUGCGCAAUGCCGAACGUCUGGAAAAUUCUGUGGCGCCAUCUUUUGGCUACACCCUAACAUCCGAGGAACGUUUGUCGUUUGAAAAGUUCGCCGAUGCUGUACAUGAUGUUCUACGCAAGGAAAUGGAACUGGCUGUUACCCAGCUGACCCAAUGCUAUGAGGAGACCAUGCAGCAGAUGAAACGCGGUCAAUGGCGCAUGCAUUUGCAGCACGAACACAAGGCCAGCGAAGGACGUCAACUGCUCUCCGAAUUCGCCGAUAUUGUGGCCCACAAAGCAUUAAUUGAUGCCCGCAUUGAUGUCUUACGCGGUGAAUAUGCCUCACAAUCUCAAUCCAUCUCCAAGCUAGACGAAGAAAAAGAAGUCAAAAAGCUCGGUAUUACGGCCUUGCAAAAGUAUGAAAAUCUUUUCGAAGAGCUAUCUACCGAUCUGCAAAUCAACAAUCCCGAUGACAUUCUACUCGAAGCCGAUUUUGAAUUCAUGUACAAACAGCAUGCUGUCGAUUUUCUCAGCGAUCGCCAAGUCCUCUGUGACAUUUCAACCUUCCUCAGUCAACUCGAAGACUCACUAAUUGCCCUGCAGUGUGAAGCCACCACCUCCGCCAAUGAGCACAUACCACGUACGGAAAUCUCCAUCGAAUCCUUACAAGAUGUUUGUCACAAAUGCUGUGAGCUACGCAAACGAGCCGAUCAGCUUCUACAAGAAGUUCAUCGCAAAUUAAAUGAUUCGUGUCAGCAUUGCCUGCAGGUGCGCGAAAAACUGCACAGUCUCAAGGAACAACAUGAAAGUGAAAUUCUCCGGCUGCAACAGUCACACGCCAAAGAUUUAUCUGCCCUCAUGCAGCAAGUCGAACAUCAACGUUCGUCCAUACGCUGCCUGGAGGCCGAAAAGAAUGCCAUUAACCAAGAUUUAAAUAAAAGCGAAGAGUUAAUGGAGGAGCGUGAACGUGAACUGAAGUCGGUAACACAGCUGUUGCAUACCAAAGAGGAUGCCUUGCAAGCCACCCAAGGUGAACAGCGUGAAUUAUUGAAACGCCUCGAAGCGGAAGAAGAAAAAGUGCGUUCCUAUCAGGAGGAGAGCGAUGCACUGACAAUGAAGUGUGCCCGCCAAGACGACGAGUAUGGUAUGCUGUUGCAGGAACGCGACUAUUUGCAGGCGGAAUUAACCAAAGAACAGGAUCGCAACAAGCGACUGGAGAAGCGCGUGGAAUUGCUGGAAAUGGAACAUGGCAAACAAAUGGAAUGUCUGCAGCAGGCCUAUCGUGAUCAAAUGCUAACGCAUUGUCCAGAUUUUUCGAAUGCCAUCGACGAGGAGAGUUUCCGUCAGCGUUAUCAGAGUGAAAUCGAACAGUUGAGGACACUCUGUGAAAAGGGUUUGUCAGCCAUGGAAUCGUCACAUCGACGUACUAUUAAUGAUUUAGAAGAGAAGCAUAAACAAGAAAUUGAACGUUUGCUAAUCGAAAAGGAAACAGCCUUGGCCGAAGAAACUCAGGCAACAUUAGCUGCUCUUGAUGCAAUGCGUAAGGCACACCAAAGUGAGGUACAACGUGAAGUUGCGCGCUUUAAACAGGAAUUUCUUAAGCAGUUCCAACAAAAAGGCGAACGUACCAUGGAUUCUACCAAGGCGAAGGAGGAAGAAUUGGAGGAAUUGCGUCAGGAAAUUCUAUCAUUCUCCGAAAAGUAUUCCACCAAAUGUGUUGAAAAUGCUGCAUUGGAAGAGAAAUUACGUGCUGCCAAUCAAAAGCUGAAACAUUACCAACAAAUGCAACAAUUGGAAUUAAGAAACAAACAAUUCCGUGCCCAUUUGGCAUCUGAUGAUCCAACCAAAGAUAUGCAAUAUGUUCAAGGUUUAUCGAAUCCCAAAGAUGGUGAUGAUGACGAUGAUGAAAAUGGAGCUGUGUGUCAAGACAGUGAGCAUGUGCAUGCAACAAGAAAUUGUAAUCAAGAUGAUAGUAAAGAAGUCCAGAAGGAUGAUGAACGGGACAAGGGACACCAUCUAAAAGAUAGCCGUGAACAAGUUCAUGGGCAAUCUCAAAGGCAGCAGCGGCAGCGGCAACCAGAACGACUGGAAAAAGACCAACAACAAGAACAAUGUACAAAAAUAACAAGCAUAGUUUUACCCGAUACAAGACCACCACCACCACCAGCAACAGCACCACAAUCAACAUCCUCUUCGUCGUCUCCCAGACAGGAACAACAACAUCAUCAGCAAUUACAAUCUAUCAUCAUCAGGGGUUUAGAUAGCUCAACUCCAGCAAAAACGUGUUCAAGCCAUGAUCAAUAUGCCUUUGUUGAUGAUGGUCACAAUGAACAUUCUAGCCAUGAAGAUGGUGAUAAUAAUAAUAAUGAUGAUGUUGUUGUUGCUGUUGCUGCAGCACCUCCUUUCGAUACAACAUCAAUAACUAAUAACACAAAUUCGAUUGCCACCACCACCAUCACCACAAGCAUCAACGGCAACAACAUUUGCAGCAGCACAACCACCACAACCUGCUCUCCCUACACCAUAAAUAUAACAGCAGCAACAACAAAGAUCAGCACCGCCAACACCAGCACGACCACUGUCACUUCUUUGCCAGCUUCUGGUUCUGGCAUCUAUGGCAAUAACCUAAAAUCCUCCUUAAAUUUUCAUAAUAACUCGGAAAAUGCUGAGGAUGCUGCCGGUAGCUCCAAACGCCAGCCAAAUGAUGAGCUUGAUCAGCGUUGUGUUGCUUCUGCUGCUGCUGCUGUUGCCGUUGCUUCUGCUAAUGAUGAUGUUGUUCUCAUUGGUGACACGCAAGACAUGCCAGAAGGUGGUGGUGGUGGUACAAAGAGUGCCAAUGUUAUUGUUAAUAGAUUUUGUCAUGAUCUUGAGGAUAAUCUUGGCAACAAUUGUCGCUACACAUACGAGCCAUGUUAUAAACAAAACAAUUUGUUUAACUAUCAAAAUAGGAUGUUAAACUUUGAAGGUUUAAAAACACCAUCAUCAACAACAACCACAACAUCAGCCAAAACAACAUUUGGUAAAAAUUUGAAAACGUUGAGCAAUCAAAAGAAAUUGAACACUGGCAAAUAUACACGACAACAGAUACAACAACAACAGCAAAAAUCGCCACAACAAAUAACAAUGUUGUCCCCUCACAGCAGCAGUGAAAUAUUGGCGUUGGCAAAACCGACGCCAACCUCAACGACCUCGGUGGGAAAAACGCCAAAUGGAAGGCCAAUGUAUCGUUCAAUAAAAACAUUUCAAAUUAAGGAUAACAAACAGGGAGAAAUUGAGGCAAAACAUAUUAGUGAACACAAACAGCAACAACAACAACAACAAGAAACAACAUUCAAAUCCUCCAUACAACAACAACAACCACAACAACCAGCACCAACAACAUUAAAAUCUGUACUAAACCCAGUGGAAUUACCAAAGAAUUUUAGUGCUAAUAAUACAAUUAAUUUAAAUUUAAAUUAUCUAUUAAAUAUGGAACAUAAAAGGCCACAUAAUAAUAAUACAGCAACACCAACAACAAAUACAGACCAUACCAUUAAUAAUAACAACAACAGCAACAACAGUAAACCAAUAUUAACAUCUACUUUGGCAACAAAAAAUAUGAAAAUUGCCGAAAAAUGUGCAAUAAAUUUGAAUAGUUUUGCAGAUAUCAUACAAAAAACGAAAACAACAACAGCAACAACAACAAUGCCAACAAUGCCAACAAAAACCAAAAUAAUUGAUAAUAAGCAUAAAGGAGAUGAUGAUGAUGAUAGCGUUAAAAAAUAUCCGCCACAACACUUACGACAAUCCUCCCAAAAGCCAAACAAAUACACCUUGAAAUCAACAACAACAGCUACACACAAAAAUGCGAACGAACAACAAUUUCAUCAACUACAACAACAACAACAUCAUUUGCAACAACAUCACCACCAUAACACUCUAUGUCAUGAUACGGAUACGAUGACAAUGAAAACAAAACGAUCCCGUAUUAGUAGCUCACCCCCUCCCUUAAAUGGAAGGGACGUUGAGCUGAACACUAUUUGCACCAUCAGCAGCACCAAUACCACCACCGCCGUCAAAGGCACCAUCAAUUCGAAAAGUCACCAACAAUCAGCCCAAAACACAGCAUCAUCACCAUCUAAUAGCAGCACCCCUGCAACCACACCAGUUGCUUCAAAACCGUCAUCAAAGGCCACCAAACGCAACUCAUCACCCUCAAAGCGCUUCGAAUUGGAAAUUUAACAAAGGAAUAAUGGAAGAGUAUCAGCAACCAUUGUUCCGGAAUUUGAAUGUCCUGCAAAGGUAUAUUUUAGUUUUUCGUUUUGCAUUGCUUUGAAAAUAUUGGAAUUUUAAAUACGUCGGGCAGGAAAAUUUUAAUAACGUCUUUUGAGAAAAGCUCAAAACUGACCGAGAACAAUGCUACUUUCAAUUUAAAAAUAAAGCUUAAAGCUUUUAAAAAGCAAACAUAAAGGGUCUUUAGAUUCGGUGGUUCUGUACUGGGAUUCUGUAACUAAUAUUUUGAAUUACCGACAAAAAUCGGUAGCUUUGAAACCAAAAUUUUGAUUUGAAAAAGAAAUUGAAGUUGAAAACAUUGAUAUCUAUCGGUAGGUCUCAUCGACUACUUUGAUUUCGUCGCUAACUUACCGACAAAUUUCGUAAAUUAUGAGCAUUUUGAUUUUACCGACUCUUGUCGGUAACUCAAAAAAUGAGUUAAGGAAUUUUACUACUGAUGAUGACUUGUCUUCUUUGGAGAAUCUUUGGAGAAAUAUUACGAUCUGUUCCAGAACUGGAAGAAUAUAAAAGUUUUUACUAUGAUAAUCGAUUUUCCAUUUAUGAUAUCGAAAAAAAUGCAAAACUAGGAGAUUCUUGCAGAUUCUGGAACAGCCCUAUUAGUUAUUUUCCAGAAUAUGCAAGAACUAUUUUCCCAAUUUUUACUCGAACUCGAACUUGCAGACAAAAAUAUCAGAACACAUGCAAAUAUGGCUACGUUUUCCUUGAACAUUUUGGCCCAAUGAGAAAUAGUAACAUGGUUACCAGAUUCUGAUUAGCUGAUGUGUAAAUUUUGAAGGAUUACCAUCUAAUUUUGACAUUUUUACUAGUUUUUUGUUUUCGUACUUUCAGAGCAAAGCAGUUUUCUUGGAGCGAAGUUGACAAUGACCUCUUUUACUAGUUUAACCAUUAAACAGUACGGGAACACAACAAUUUCUAAAUGCUUAAGAAUUUUUUAAAAAGAGAGUGAGGGACGUACACAGGUAGGGGGCCGGAUCCGCUCGAAAAUUUAAUGUUUCUAGCUUUUCCAUUGUAAACUUUACAAGCUUGGAAGAGUCCAUUUCUAGGUCCGAAAUGCAUUCAUGUGUACAUCUUUGCAUAAAUAAUCAGCUGUGGUGAAAUUUCAAGAGGACAAUAUUAGAAAAAUGAUGGAGGAUGGUUUGAAGUUAAAUGGUCUAAUAUAGGGCUAUUUGGUCUUGUAAGAAGAGAGGGAGAGACUUUUUUAUCCGAUACCUUCGUUUUAUAAUAUACAGACAGAGAAGGACUUUUAUCAGCAGCCCUGAUAUAGGCAUUGUAAAAAUAUUUUAUUAAACUUAAAAAAUAUAUUUCUGGGGGCUCAAUUUUCAUUCUUUAUAAUUAUAAAAUUAACACUUUUAUAAAGGAAAGAUAUUUUAAAUAAAAUUUUUUAUAAAGAAAAUAUUUGUCAUUUAAAUGUUCAUAGAUCCAGAAGCCAGUCUCUGGAAAUCUUAAAACCACCCAUCGAUACUGGUUAUCGAAUAAAUAUCGUAAUUUACUCUUUGAUUCAUCUGCUGAAAAUGAAAAUAGAAAAAGAAAACUUUAAUAAAAGACAAAAAAUGCCAAAAGAAAAUUUUCAUUAAUUAUAUAUUUCUCUUUUCAAAUUUUCAUCGAACAUGAACCCGACCAGUAGUGGAAUUCUCUAACUCAUUUUUUGAGUUACCGACAAAUUUCGGUAAAAUUAAAACGCAAAUUAUGAAUGAAAAAUCUAAAUUAAAAUAAAAAACACUUUUGCUAUCGUUACGACUUGGCGAAUAAUUUAUUUUGGUCGCUAAGUUGCCGAAAAUAUUCGUUAAUUUCCGAAGUUAUAAGCAUUUUAAUUUUAACAAUUUUUAUUGGUUACUUAGAAAGCGAAUCAGAGAAUUGCAUCACAAGUUGGAACCCAAGACGGGACCGUCAUGAACAAUCGAUAUGAUUUCUAGCUUCUAGAUCUCCAUCUUAUGGCCUAUCGCCUGCUCGUCAUUUUUUGGUCUGGUUGAAUUGAGUCAUUAGCAAAAUUUUAUAUAUAUCCUCAUUGGGUAUUGUUUCCAUCCACAAUAUUCUACAUAAAAGUCAUUGGUAUACACCAAGUAUAUUUUAUGGCAAAACACGACCAGAAAGGUGAGUCAACUUCGAAGGAACAAGGAAAUAUGCAACUCUGUACCAGAGGCGUAUUAUGCCAGACUCUAAAAAAAUGAAAAAAUUAAAAUUUUAUUAAAAAAAGAUAUUAUCGGAGGGUAAAACACGCAAACCAUAGAAGGAAUGUGAAAUGACAAUUGAAUUCGAGAAAACCAAAAAUUUUUAGAGUUUGUUAUUUUUGUUUGUACAGUCCGUAAAUUUCAGUACGUAAUUCUGAGCAUUACAAUCUCAGAAAUAAUUUUUCUCAGGAAAAAAAUCGUUUAAAGUCAGCAGGGGAUUACGUUAUUCUGCCAAUUAUUUUAUCAUAAUUUUUGAAGUAACUAAUUACAAGAUUCGAUUAAGGUUAAUGCAAGCAACCCAUUUGGAGACGGUACUCAGCCAUAUAUGUCCUUUAAAUUUCCACAAAUAUUUAACUUACUCUUCUUCGCUGCAGUAUGGACAAAAGAGUGUCGGAUUAUUUUUGUGCGAUACAUUUCUUAAAGUGUUUGUUGCUAUACUUUGCGUUUUUUUUUUUUAAUUUUUGAGUAGCACUAUCUUUUUCUCCUCUAAAAAAUAUUAAAUUUUGUUGGAAUUUCAGAUUUCUGUGUUUCGAUAAUGAACUGCAAGGUAGAGACCGCAAAUUGUUUAUAUCACUGUUUCUUUUGAUCGCUUGCAAAAUAUGUAUUUUUUUAUUAAUAGUACUUUGUAUGGACUGUUUCCUUCUAUUCUUAUGCGAAGUAAAAUAGCAUUCGAGAUCAGAAUUUGCAAGGGAACGCUAUCUGCGAGGAACUUCUGAUUCGGUUUUUGGGGAAGAGUACAAGCGUAUACUUUGAUAUUCUAUAUCCGAAAAAGGAAAGCUAAUUUCGAAAGGAAGUUGUUCCAUUUGUUUUUGAAAAUCGAGAAAAUUUUGGAAAAAUUACACAGUUUUUCUUAUUUUAUUGACUUUCAACUUUUCAUUAAUUCAAGUUAUGGGUUCAUAUAAAUCCAUUUCGUCAGUGCUAUGUAGGGAGCAGCAACCACAUUAUAUUUGAAUAAAAAGUUUAGAGUUUCGUUCCAAAGGCAUACAACUGUAAACAUUGGGCAAAAUCCAUAUUGCCUUUUAAUAUCACGAUCAGGCUAUAAAUAGUCGACGAUAUGAAAAAAAUCCAUUAGAAAAUUUACAGAAAUAUGUUAUUCUGAUAUCGCAAAAAAUGUCGGUAAACUGCGGAGAAAAACAACAGAUAUAAUAGAUAUAGACUCAAAAGCGUAAUCCAGAGCAUUUGAAAAUGAAAUGUCUAAUCCUAUUUUUUGCCUUUGUAUUCAACCACCACAUUCCUGUCAAAAACUAUUAUUUUUUUUCUAGGUUUACGACUUUUUCGACGUAUGUAUGAUACGUCGGAAAAGUAUGUAAUAUACGUCAGAAUUUCUAACAGACCAUCUAUGGGCUGGUAUCAAAAUGGUAUUUAUGCGUACAGUACCGCAUUGAAUUUGCCUGGGUAUGACCUAACAAAUCAUCUAAUCUACAGCGCCCUCAAGGUGUUGCAAUACAAAGACAAGAGCUUUUCACCUCAAGUUAGCAAAAACAGAUUAUAAAUCCUGCCAUCUAUUUCAAGCAAUGCAAAACAAACAAAAGCUCUUUUAAAGCUUUUGUCUUGAAAAAUAAACUAAAAUAUGCCUCUGAUUUUGUAAUCCAAUUAUGAAGAUAUUUAACAAUUAUUAUUAUUAACAUCAUUAUCAUUAUUUUGUUAUUUGUUACGAUGAUAAUUAUUUUGAAAUUAAAUAAAAAUAAAUAAAUCAUAAAAAAUGUGUAUGAAUUCUUCAAUUAUAUAAAUUUUAUUGUAAAAAAAUAUUUGUUUUGAUAUCAAAUAAAUGCAGUUUGAGCUCAAUUUAAUCAAUUACUAGAAAAUAUUUUUCAUUGAAAAAAUUUCUUUAUUUUGGUAAAUUUUAAAAAUAAAAUAAAAAAACUCGAGCUCUUUCUGUUUUAUUUAUAUUUUGCUUGUCACAUAUUUUUGUUGUUAUUAUAGUUUUGUUAAUAUUUACUCUAUUCAACACAAGUAUAUAUAUCAAAGCAUUUAAUGCUAAAAAUAACCCACAACCCACAAAAAAAAACAAAA